AACUGAGUGACCGUGCACGCAGCGAAAGCUCGAUUUCCUAACCGGACUACUUCUGCCCUGAUAGCGGAUCGUCAUCGCGUUUGUUCAAGACCGUUCUAGUUUUUCGAGCAGACCCCACAAGUCGGUCAAAUCAAGGACUUCACAAUCAACCGGAGUGACAAUCCACACGAGACCUGCCGUGAUGAAUUCUGCCGCGUCGAACGAAUUAAAGUCGCCUCUGGAGAAGAUCUCCAAAGAGGAGACUCUACGACUUCGAGACAUACACAUUGGUAAGAACUGCACUGUCUUCUUCAAAUCGAGCGGUGCACUGAAAAUCGUUCGCGGGGAAAAGCAGUACCUCUUCGACGAGAACAACGUUCCCUUCCUGGACUGCAUCAACAACGUCGCGCAUGUCGGACACUGUCAUCCACAUGUGGUAGACGCAGGCCACAGACAAAUGCAACUCCUGUCCACCAACUCCCGAUACCUUCACGACAACCUCGUAUUAUACGCUCAACGGCUCCAGAGAUACUUCCCGCCGCAGCUAUCUGUUGUUUAUUUCCUUAACUCGGGAUCGGAAGCUAACGACCUCGCCAUGCGGCUCGCCAAGGCCAAAACAGGAAACAAAGAUGUUAUUUGCGUGCAAGGUGCGUACCACGGUCAUCUGCAGUCGACAGUGUCCAUUAGUCCGUACAAGUUCAACCGCAUCAAGGGCUACAAACAAAAGAAGUCAGUCCACGUCGCGCCGUUGCCGUGCUCAUACCGGGGAAAGUACCAACGAUCACAGAUCAAGGACGAAUCAGUGGACAUCGGAAAACUAUACGCCGAUGAAGUCGGGGCCAUCAUAGAAAACCUGAGGAGCAAUCAGAGAGGUCUCGCUUGCUUCAUCUGCGAAAGUCUCGUUUCGUGUGGAGGACAGUUCCCGCUCCCUCAGAAUUAUCUGAAAUACGUAUACCAGUACGUUCGAGAGGCCGGGGGUGUAUGCAUCGCAGACGAAGUACAAACCGGUUUCGGCCGCGUCGGCUCGGAGUUCUGGGCUUUCCGGUUGCAAGAUGUCGUUCCCGACAUCGUCACGAUAGGGAAGCCCAUCGGGAACGGCCAUCCGAUCGCGUGCGUUGUCACCACCCAAGAAAUUGCGCGUGCCUUCGAAGCUCAAGGUGCGGAAUAUUUCAAUACGUACGGAGGAAACCCAGUUUCGGUUGCCAUUGCCAAUGCGGUUCUUGACGUGAUCGAGAACGAGAAUUUACAGCAACAUGCGCUGGAUGUUGGGCAGUAUCUGAUCGAGGAGCUGUGCAAAAUACAGCGACGCCGGCCAUUGAUAGGUGAUGUUCGGGGAACUGGACUCUUCGUUGGCAUCGAUUUGGUGAAAAAUCGGGUCACCAAGGAGCCGGCAUCCGACGAAGCCCUCUAUGUUUCGAGACGUUUCAAAGAGGAGCAUUGUCUAGUGAGCACGGAGGGCGAAUGGAAUAAUGUUCUCAAAUUGAAGCCGCCGAUGGUUUUCACGAAGGCGAACGUGGACACGAUAUGCGAACUGUUGGACAAAUUUUUGGAGGAGCUGACCCAUCCGAACGAAGUCUGAGAACAACGAAGAAGGGUCCUCUGUCUUGUAAGAAUGAAUUAUGAACCUUACGUCCCGGCGUUUCCUGGCAGCUUCGCCAACAAAAAGUUCCUAUGAAACUUGUCGAAAUGAACGGAAUUCAUCUAAUUUCUCUAAGGAAAUCGAGCUUGACCGGAGCGCUCAAUAAAUGAAAG
Molecule: messenger RNA, 1731 nt
Organism: Galendromus occidentalis (western predatory mite)
Lineage: Eukaryota; Metazoa; Arthropoda; Arachnida; Mesostigmata; Phytoseiidae
Product: ethanolamine-phosphate phospho-lyase
Exons: 1
Coding region: 182-1558 (458 amino acids)
Cellular component (GO): mitochondrion
Molecular function (GO): pyridoxal phosphate binding; transaminase activity
Source: RefSeq, a predicted model, not a curated record